This is a messenger RNA of Tetrahymena thermophila SB210, 984 nucleotides long. Its product is annotated as oxidoreductase, short chain dehydrogenase/reductase family protein. NCBI's taxonomy places the organism in Eukaryota, Ciliophora, Oligohymenophorea, Hymenostomatida, Tetrahymenidae. The record is from RefSeq and is a predicted model, not a curated record. The transcript has a single exon.
AUGAAUACUAGUUUGAUAAGUAGCUAUUUAACUGUUAAUAAUGCAGCUAUUUUUGGAGUUGCUGCUUUAGCAUUAGUCUUUAUUAAGAUAUGGUCUAAUGGCUCUGUUAAUAACAAGAAAAGAGAUUUAAGCAAUUAAUUGGUUAUCAUUACAGGCUCAAAUACUGGUAUUGGAUUAGAAACUGCUAAGAACUGUGUUUAAAAUGGAGCUAAAGUCAUACUUGCUUGCAGAGAUUAAAAGAGAACUUAAAAUGCUCUAGAUUUAAUUAAUUCAAUUAAGCCUAAUUCAGCUGAAUUUAUGAGAUUGGAUUUAAGUGAUCUUUCAUCAGUUCGUUUGUUUGUUAAUGAAUUUAAGAGUAAAUACAAUAAACUAGAUAUCCUCAUUAAUAAUGCUGGUAUAAUGCACAUACCAAAUAGAGUUUUAACAAAAGACGGCUUUGAAAGUUAAAUUGGUACAAACCAUUUUGGUCAUUUCCUUCUUACUCACCUUUUGAUGGAUAGCUUAAAAGCAUCUCCUUAAUUUAGAGUCAUUAAUCUUUCUUCUCUUGCACAUAGCUUUGGAUCUAUGAACUUCGAUGAUCUCCAUUACGAAAAAAGAGCCUAUGACCGUAACUCAGCUUAUUCUUAAAGCAAGAUUGCCAACAUUCUCUUUACAAUUGCAUUGUAAAAAAGAAUUACCCAAUAAAAGUUGAACGGUAUUGCAGUAAGUCUUCAUCCUGGUGUAGUAAGAACUGAAUUAACAAGACAUUACACUGGUAUUUUAGGAUUUAUGAAAUUUUUAAUUUCUCCUUUGUGGUAUCUCUUAUCUAAAUCUCCAGAAUAAGGAGCAUAAACAACUUUAUAUUGUGUUCAUGAAAACUUUGAUAAACUAGUUAAAGGUGGCUAUUAUUCUGACUGUAAGACUAAAAAAUAUGGUAACAAAUAAAUUACUGAAGAAAAUGCUGAGAGAUUUUGGGACAUCUCUUUAAAAUAAUUAAAAUUGUGA